Molecule: messenger RNA, 961 nt
Organism: Truncatella angustata
Lineage: Eukaryota; Fungi; Ascomycota; Sordariomycetes; Amphisphaeriales; Sporocadaceae
Product: MAPEG family protein
Exons: 3
Coding region: 78-530 (150 amino acids)
Cellular component (GO): membrane; nuclear envelope; endoplasmic reticulum
Molecular function (GO): glutathione transferase activity; glutathione peroxidase activity
Source: RefSeq, a predicted model, not a curated record
GAGCACUGAAACGUUUCCCCGUGCGUCGUCUUAAUUCUACGAAGUCUUCAUACCCCGGCCGGAUAUCAAUCGCUAAAAUGCCGUUCACCCUGCAGGUUCCUAGCGAAUAUGGCUACAUCUUGACUGUGGCCUCGGCCUCAUUCUUUGUUAAUACCUACCACUUCUUCCUGUCGGCCUCGGCGCGCAAGGGCAGCGGCCUCAAGUACCCGAUCCCCUAUGCGACGGAGGAGCAGGCUGCCAAGAGCCCUGCCGCCUUCAAGUUCAACUGUGCACAACGCGCGCAUGGCAACUUUGUCGAGAACGUCACCCCAUUCUUGGGCGCGCUUCUGAUCUCCGGUCUGCGAUACCCCACGGCGAGUGCAGCGCUUGGUGCCGCAUGGGUGAUCGGCCGUGUUUGGUACGCCGCUGGUUAUGUCUCACGCGGCCCGCCAGGACGUAUUGGUGGUUUCACCAUCUCGUCGCUCAGUGAUUUGGCACUCAAGGCCAUGGCCUUGUGGACUGGUGUACAAAUGGUGCUCGAGUCAGCGUAAAUUGAUGUUGCGAUAUUGCCAGGGGCGGAGGCAGAUGUAUACUAGCAUGUGAUUAUAUGGAGAUGAUCUCAACUCUGACGAGCGAGGAUGGCAGCUCUGAUAAACGAGGAUGGAUUGAAUACAGAACAUACUCGGUACAAGACGUUUCAAACUGCACACGCAGAAUUGUGCUGAAAAGUGACAUGGCGGUAUUUAAGGGGGGGGAAGGGAGACAACGCGGACAGCAGCGAUCAGAGGUUUUCCGCCUCGAAUAGAUUGUUAGAGCAUCUGGGCAGCAACAUGCUCAAAUACGAGGAACGAAUGGAUUCCAUUUAGAGUAUUGUGUACGGGUACUGUGCCAAUUGUAGAGUGAAGACGUCCUCAUGAAUUAGCACCAAGGCAAAUGAGCAGGGUAAGAUGAGGUAACUUAAGUUAGGUACGUGUUAAGUUAC